CAUUGUGACGCAAUAAGUCGCUGUUCCGAUUAACGCACUACUCCCUCCGACACGGCUCGCACGGAAAGCUCGCGCGUGCCUUUACAGCUGCAGCGACAACCAAUGUAGUAGUGACGUCAGCAGCUUUGCUUUCAGCCAUUGGCGCUUCCCGCGGGAAAGAUGGGCUCAUAAGGCGGCGUUGAGCGACGGCUCUUUCCUUUCGCCUCUUGCGUUGCUUCUGACGGCUGGCGUCCACGCGGGUUGGAGUCACGGUUGCAAAAAAUGACAUCCAAUUCCCUAAGUGUUAACCAUCGCAUGCAACGCACAGCAACACUUGCACAGGAAGUUCUGGAACGGGCAAAAUCACGAAAAUUAAACUGGCCAAUUCCUGGUCAGCUCCAAAGGAGGACCUUCCGGGAAGGGGAUGGUGAAGAUGCAUGUUUUGCUGCAGCCUUUGCUUCAGUUGCUGAACACAUGGGCCACAUCUCUGCAGCAUGUGAGAACUACUACUGCUGUGUGUCUCCACUUCAGUUUAAGGAGUGUGAAGUUGCCCAUAUCUUUAGAUACCACAGCAGGCAAGCAUCUGAAAAUCUGUUGAAAGCAUUUGAAAAUGAAGAAAGUAAACAUGGUCCAAUAGUGGAAGAACCUGGGUGUCCAGAUACAGAAUCAUCUGCAUUAGUUCCAGCUAAGACCUCUGAUACAAAAGAAAGUAAACAUGAUCCAAUAGUGGAAGAACCUGGGUGUCCAGAUACAGAACCAUCUGCAUUAGUUCCAGCUAAGACCUCUGAUACAAAAGAUAUCUAUGUUGAAGUUUCUCCUGGCACCUACAGCGUCAGCGCAUCUUUGCAUGAAGACGGAAUCAAACAAACACAUCUGCUGAAGAUUAAGCCAGGAGAAAGUGUAAAUUUGACUUUUGAUUUCUAAUCAAGGUAACUAAUGAUAGAUAUGUCAGCAUCUGGCAGUGUGUUUUAAUAUAAUCCCCUUUCUCUUGAGCAUUGUUAAAAUAUUACCUUUUCAGAUGUGAGCAUUUUAUUGUGCUCUUAUUUUGUCUGUUUUUUAUUGUUUAAACCAUGUUUGUCUUAACUUAAAUCAUGUGUACUUUCACUUGUAUGCUAUGCAAUAAAUAUAAAGCUUUAUUUCUAUA
Messenger RNA from Anolis carolinensis (green anole), 1123 nucleotides. Its product is annotated as A-kinase-interacting protein 1. NCBI's taxonomy places the organism in Eukaryota, Metazoa, Chordata, Lepidosauria, Squamata, Anolidae. Gene Ontology annotation, cellular component: nucleoplasm. The transcript is spliced from 7 exons. Gene Ontology annotation, biological process: regulation of non-canonical NF-kappaB signal transduction. Bases 262 to 903 code for a protein of 213 amino acids. The record is from RefSeq and is a predicted model, not a curated record.